Messenger RNA from Bathycoccus prasinos, 1062 nucleotides. RefSeq lists its product with no specific name. The transcript has 2 exons. Gene Ontology annotation, biological process: intracellular transport. NCBI's taxonomy places the organism in Eukaryota, Viridiplantae, Chlorophyta, Mamiellophyceae, Mamiellales, Bathycoccaceae. The record is from RefSeq and is a predicted model, not a curated record. Bases 1 to 1062 code for a protein of 353 amino acids.
AUGGCGAAAAGACCUCGAAAGGGCGGAUCUGGUGCGGGAGGACCAGGAGGACCAGCGAUGAGAACGACGAAUACUGAUUCAGGAGAGCAUGUUCGCAAAAGGCAAGCGGAAUGUCGAGGCGUGUUGGAAGCGUUGAACUUCCAAUUCUACUCGCACGUGUGCGAACAACACAAGAAUAACCCGAGGAAAAGUUGGGCCGAAGGAUGCCAGGAUUACGUGAAACACGUGAAAAAGUUGAUGAGCGACUUCAAAGACAUUCUCGAAGAAGAAGAAGAUCAAGGAGGAGAACAAGGAGACGCGAGAGAGAAGAACAAUAAUAAUAAUAAUAAUAAUAACGACGAGGACGAUUCCGAUUCCGACGACGACGGACAACCGAAGACGUCUCUUUUUGGCGACUUGCCGAAACCGACGGCAUUUGGGAUGGGCGCGAAAUCGAACCCGUUUGCAGCAGGCGGCGGUAGUGGCGGCGCUCCGUCCUUGUUCCCGCCGGUGAGUGGAGCGAAGAGCGCGUCGAAUAAUCCGUUUGCCCCUUCCACGACAGCGUUUGGAGGAGGUGGAGGAUCGACGGCGUUUCCGAAAUUCCCGGCUGGCGGUGCCGCGGCGCAACAGGCGAAGGAAGAGGAAAACGACGAAGAACCGGAGCGACCGCCGUCGCCGUCCACGGCGGAAGCGACGGGUGAAGACGACAAUGAGUUCGUGGACAUGGAAAAGCAAAAAGUAAAACUGUACGUGAAAAAGGAAGCCUCGGAGCCGUGGGCGGAUCGAGGGGUGAACAGGUUACAAUUUAGAAGAGAAAAAGAAGGGGCCAAAGGCGCGUGUCGCAUAUUAAUGCGAACAUCCAUUGGAAAAGCGGUGAUUAACGCAAACUUAUACGACAACAUGAGCGUCACGUUCGCAGAGCAAAAGGAUAAAAAAGACGGGUCGAUGAAGAAAACCGGGGUGAUUUUGACUAUUUUCAACGCGUGCGAGAAUAGCGAGAAGCAAAUUGUGCUUCUCAAGUUAGGAUCUCAGGAAGCCGUGGAAGAGCUCCACGGACUGAUCGUGAAGAAUACGAGAAAGUAA